Messenger RNA from Plasmodium inui San Antonio 1, 1857 nucleotides. RefSeq lists its product as hypothetical. The transcript has 11 exons. The record is from RefSeq and is a predicted model, not a curated record. NCBI's taxonomy places the organism in Eukaryota, Apicomplexa, Aconoidasida, Haemosporida, Plasmodiidae. The coding region runs from base 1 to 1857 and encodes 618 amino acids.
AUGGAAGGAGUUGACGAACUCGAUGCCAUCAAAGAUUAUCUGUCCGAACUUAACCGCUCAGCGCAGAGCUUACAAAAUGCAAAUUACCACCGCAGUGUGUUGAAGGCUACAUCACGGAAGGAGCAGAAUGAGAACAACCCCUUCCUCCGGUGCAUACAAAUGAGGAGAGACAUGGAAGAGCAAUUCAGGUGCAUCGACCUUAGUAGCAACUCGAAGGACGGGGGGAGUGCCAGUACAUCGGAUGACCCCUCUCAGGGGGAAAGGCGAAGUAGAGGAGGCAUCCCAACAGGAAGAGCACCUCAAGUAGGGCAGAGGAGAAAAAAACAAACAACCUCGCAACAGAAGAGAGGGGAAAAAAAAAAAGACAUCCGCUUCUCACUUGAGAACAGAAGCAGUCCCGAGGGAAGGAACCAAUGCGGGGAAGCCAACGGGUGUGCCGCCUCCCCUUACGGACGGGGAGACACACAGACGAGGCUCAUUCCGUGUGGAGAGGCAAGGAAGCGGGAGGAGGGCGAACACGGCAAAAUGGGGGGAUGCGCCGUGCGCACAGACCAACGGAAGGAAACCAAAGCGGACAGGACGAAGCAGACGGAGCAUACAGCCAACUUCUCAAACGACCGGGAAAGGGAACUCUUCCAGUACUUAAUUGUAAAGGCAAAUGACGAAAUUGAAAAUAUCAGCCUGAUCUUGGAGAAGAAAUAUGGAGAAGAACUGAUGAGCAGAGUGGACAAGAUAAAAGCAUCGUACGAAAAUAAAAUAAAAAACUUGUCCAAGGCGAAGAGAUGUCUUUGCGAUGAGAAGGAACAGAUGGUGAAGGAGGAUAAGUACAACAAGGAGGUCAUGAAAAAAUUGGAAAAAAAAAAUUCAGUGUUGCUACACCAGAUGGAACAAUUAAAAAAAAAACUUCCUCUUGUUUAUGACGCAACAUUGCAGAAGGAAGUGCCAAAAUGGAAUACUGAGCAAGUGGGAAUGGGAACAUUGAGAGAUGGAUUUUAUCGAGAAGACCACCUAAUUAGGGAUUACGAAAAAAAGAUAAACAAGCUAAAUGAGCAGCUGAACCGAACGCAUGGAGAGUGCUUAACUUUUAAAAGCAAGUGGAAUGACCUACAGCGAGAAGUGCACAGAUGCCUUACCUCCAAAAAGGAAGUGGAAGAAAAAUGGGCCCACUUGAAAGGGGAAAAUUUCAAGAUGGAAGCGGAGAAUCACCGCCUGAGGGCCGAACUGAAGAAAGCCAAGUUGAGCGUCCAGCAGAUGGAGGAAGACCAUGCAGACGCCUGCCAGAACAAGGAUCACCUCCUCGCGUGGUACAAAACAGAGGAAAAGAAGCUGAAAGAAGAUAAGUGCGCAGUGCUGGAAAAUAUAAACCACGAGCAGCUAUUCGAAAAGAAGUGCAAAAUGCUGGAAAACGCGCUAAAAGAUGCAGAAAAUGAGAAGAGCAUUUGCGAAAGGAUCUGCGAAAAGAACGAAAAAAUACAGAGAGACAUGCGCAUCGAAAUAAAGACUCUAAAGAACGAACUGUACGAGUGCAGAAAUAAAGCUUACAAAAUUAGUAAAUCUGGAGUUAACAUCCCGCAGGGGGGGAUAUUCUAUGGACACUCGAAUGGGGUGGAGGCAAAAGGAGAGCAGGAAACGACGGAAAGGAUAAAAUCCAUAGAGAAGCAACUUACAUUGCUCCAACUGGAACGUAGUAACAAAGAGGUGGAACUAAAAAGGUGCCCAAAGCAUGGGGGAAAAACAGAAGAAGUACGAAGAAGGGAAUGCCUCACCAAGAGGCUCCAAUGCAUCGACGAGAAAAUAAACAUGCUUGAUGGGACAUUAAAAAUGAUUCAAAUGGUCACCGGCGAUCACGUUACGUGA